UUCAUGUAAAAAAGUAUAUUGUCCCAGACAAGUCUUCCCCUCACACUAAGAAAACAAAAGUUACGAAAAGGAGAAUAACUCAUGGUGUUGAGGAUGGAAAUAGGGAUGGUAUGGAUAAAAAUGAUGUGAAUUUUGAAGAGGAAGCCCUUAAUGAACGUGGAAAAGGAAAAAAAGGUCAUGACUUUGCAGGCGGAUUGAUUUUGGAGCCAAAGAGAGGACUGUAUGACAAAUAUGUAUUGCUACUGGAUUUCAAUCGCCUUUACCCGUCCAUAAUUCAGGAAUACAAUAUAUGCUUCACAACGGUUGAAAGAUUUCCUGAUGGAUUAGUUCCUCGUUUGCUCUCUAGUAAAACAGCUGGGGUUCUACCUGAGUUGCUGAAAAAUUUGGUUCAGAGGGGGAGAACGGUAAAGUCAUGGAUGAAAAAUGCAUCUGGUAUCAAUGUUCUGCAACUUGAUAUUCAACAGCAAGCACUAAAGCUCACUUCAAAUAGUAUGUAUGAAUGCCUUGGCUUUUCCAAUUCGAGAUUUUAUGCAAAACCUCUUGCAGAGCUUAUAACACAACAAGGAAGGGAGAUUCUACAAAGUACUGUUGAUCUUGUUCAGAAUAAUUUGAACUUAGAGGUGAUAUAUGGUGAUACAGAUUCUAUUAUGGUUUAUAGUGGAUUGGAUGGCGUUGCAAAAGCAAAAGCAAUUGCAGAAAAAAGUCGUCCAGGAGGUGAACGAGAAAUAUAGGUGCCUAGAAAUUGACCUUGAUGGUCUGUACAAGAGAGUGCUGCUUCUGAAGAAGAAAAGUAUGCUGCUGUGAAGGUGCAAUUCAAGGAUGGGAUAU
This is a messenger RNA of Hibiscus syriacus, 828 nucleotides long. Its product is annotated as DNA polymerase alpha catalytic subunit-like. Gene Ontology annotation, molecular function: DNA replication origin binding; DNA-directed DNA polymerase activity; pyrimidine nucleotide binding. Lineage: Eukaryota; Viridiplantae; Streptophyta; Magnoliopsida; Malvales; Malvaceae. The transcript is spliced from 7 exons. Gene Ontology annotation, biological process: leading strand elongation; lagging strand elongation; mitotic DNA replication initiation. Gene Ontology annotation, cellular component: alpha DNA polymerase:primase complex. The coding region runs from base 111 to 731 and encodes 206 amino acids. The record is from RefSeq and is a predicted model, not a curated record.